GAUCCGGUGGUGUCCAUCCUUCCGAUUCAUCUCUCGAAUAACCUUGCUCCCAAUGUCCACUUGCAUCAGUUUCCUCUCCUCAGCCGUCCAUUGCAGGUUCCGCCAUCUGCAACUUUGAGUGGAAAGCGCAUACGAGCACGCCUCAAACCAAACACAAAGCGACUGGAAAUCCACAUUCCAGUAGACACCCGACCGGAAGUUUGGAACGGCGAAAAAUCAACGGAGCUGGGGCUAGGCCGUCUGGAAGAUGAUAAAGAGAAGAACCAGGACGUAGGUCGGGUGAAGCUGAAGGAGGGUGAAGCACCUCGACUUUCUGAACUGCGCUUGCGGAGCGAGCAAAUUCCUCAUACAGGUGCUUAUAUGCUUGGUAUUGUCCGCGAUGGGCAAUUGCAUCUGCACCAGAUUGACGAAACCCAUCAAUUCAGACCGACCUUGACGUACCUUGAUGCAUUGGCCCGGUUGAGCAAGCGGCGAGGAGGGGCUGGUUUUGAUUCUGACUCCGACGACGGACCACCUCCUGAUCCAGAUGAGCCGGCUCAUGUAUCCGCACCAAAAAAGGAGAGAAACCCCGUGGUAGACGCUAAAGAUGUUCAAGUGUCAGCUCGUAAAAGCGAAGAUAAAGGGGGUCAGAAUCUUACGGGCGGUCUCUCUACUGUGCGCCGAGAAAUGCUUAUGGCUAUCCGUGCGGAGGAGGAUGAAGAGUGGCAGGAUUUUCAUUACCACGAUGGCGAGACUGCUGACUGUGAAGAGGCGUAUGAAGCCCUGUUCUCACAAAAUCAAGAAGACCUGGAUUGCAAGUCAAAAGUAAUUUCCUUUCUUAAGGAUAUUCAAGGGUUGUGA
Heterobasidion irregulare TC 32-1 is the source of this 840-nucleotide messenger RNA. RefSeq lists its product as uncharacterized. The transcript has 3 exons. Lineage: Eukaryota; Fungi; Basidiomycota; Agaricomycetes; Russulales; Bondarzewiaceae. The annotation marks the transcript as partial. Gene Ontology annotation, cellular component: RNA polymerase III complex; nucleus. Gene Ontology annotation, biological process: DNA-templated transcription. The record is from RefSeq and is a predicted model, not a curated record.